UUUCAAACUUCCUUCUCUUCCUUCGCAGAUCUAUUCCGAAAGAGACUCCCUCUCUCUCCUCUCCCCUCUCCUAUCUCCGUCGGAGCUCCUCUCGCCUCCGGCAAUGGCGGCCACUGACACCCAGUUCGAUCUCCGACCGUCGCCCCACUCCGCCUUCUCCGCCGGGGAGUACGCGUUCGCCGAUGCCGGCAACUUGGACCACUGCGCGCGCUACUUGAACCAGACCCUCGUCACUUUCGGCUUCCCCGCUUCCCUGGACCUCUUCGCCAGCGAUCCGGUAUCGAUCGCCAGGACUUGCAAUUGCCUCUACUCUCUGCUUCAGCAGAGGCAGCGCGACGUCGAAUUCAGGGACUCUGCUAACGAGCAGAGGCAGAGACUGCUUUCGGACAUCUCGAGAUUAGAAGCCAAAGUUGAGAGGCUGGAGUCACAACUGCAAGCCAAGGACAGGGAAAUCGCUACGAUUACGAGAACGGAAGCUAAAGCUACAGCUCAGUUUAAGGCCCAAAUCGAGAAGUUACAACAAGAGAGAGAUGAAUUUCAGAGGAUGGUCAUUGGGAAUCAGCAAGUGAGGACUCAGCAGAUACACGAGAUGAAGAAAAAAGAAAAGGAGUACAUAAAGUUGCAGGAGAGGCUAAACCAAGUUUUGAUGGAAAAGAAGAAGGAAUCUAGAUCAGGGAUGGAGAUAAUGAAUUUGCUUCAGAAAGAAGGUCGGCAACGUGGGACAUGGAACGGGAAGAAGGCCGAUAAUGACUUCUACAAAAAAAUUGUUGAUGCCUAUGAAGCCAAAAAUCAAGAGUUGAUGGCUGAGAACAAUGAUUUGCGGGCAUUAUUGCGGUCAAUGCAAACAGAUAUGCGUGAAUUUUUCAAUGCUCCAAAUGGAUUGCCCAAGCAAUCUCAAGCUGUCAAUGGAAAACAUGAAAAUGACCCUUCCCAGUCUCCACUGGGUGGGAGAACGGAUGUCUUUGACUUGCCUCUUCAUAUGGCCAGAGAUCAAAUUGAAGAAAGCCUUAGAAAUAAAAUGGCUUCUAUAAAGGAACGGAUGGUCCAAUUGCAAGAUGCACAGAGAGGGGCAGAAGUUACUUCUGAAGCCACUGAGAGAGAGCUCGAGCUUGAAGCUCAACUUGUUGAGGCAAGGAGCAUCAUUCAGGAACAGGCAUCGAUAAUGUCCAAACAUCUUGCAAAGACUGAGAGAAAAAGGGAACCAAUUUCACCAUCUCCUCUCGAGGGACUCCGAACUGAAACAGCCUGAUGAGUAAGAUUCUCUCAAAGGCGUCGGCUCCUAUCAACUCAGUAGGGCAACCGAACUUGUCACUCUGUGAGGAUUGUUCUUCAAACAUGCCCAAUGUUCAGCAAUGCCCUGAGAUGGCGGCAUCGAGCCAAUAUGUACACCUUCAUGUACUUCAUUCGAGACUACAUGAGAAGCUAGUAAAAGAGUUAUUAGUAGAGCAUAGGGAGGACUGUACCUCAUUUUCUGUCAAUAUUAAUCAUCUUGUAGCUUGUCUUCAGCAAACGGUGCUAGAGUGAAAGGCCGAUAGCCUCUGGGACACUUCGGAAGAUUGUGAUGGUGACUUUUCUAAGUAGCUCACAGUGAAAAGUUAUAAGCCACUUAACUUAUCGAAAA
Messenger RNA from Syzygium oleosum, 1621 nucleotides. RefSeq lists its product as uncharacterized. Bases 104 to 1249 code for a protein of 381 amino acids. The transcript has 16 exons. The record is from RefSeq and is a predicted model, not a curated record. Lineage: Eukaryota; Viridiplantae; Streptophyta; Magnoliopsida; Myrtales; Myrtaceae.